Phialemonium atrogriseum is the source of this 2055-nucleotide messenger RNA. RefSeq lists its product as uncharacterized. The coding region runs from base 1 to 2055 and encodes 684 amino acids. Gene Ontology annotation, molecular function: protein binding. The transcript is spliced from 4 exons. NCBI's taxonomy places the organism in Eukaryota, Fungi, Ascomycota, Sordariomycetes, Cephalothecales, Cephalothecaceae. The record is from RefSeq and is a predicted model, not a curated record.
AUGGCCGAGGCAGUCGGGCUGGUCGCGAGCGUCAUCGCGAUCGGCCAGGUCGCGGGCGCGGUGGGCAAGGCGGCGAUCAAGCUCAAGGGACUCUGGGAACAGGUGAGGGACGUGCCGGAGCAGAUCGCCGACCUGCUCGAGGAGCUCGAGAUGCUGGACCCGCUGCUCAGGGAGAUCGACAAGCAGCUGGGCCAGAACAGCCUCCCGCCGGAGCUCUGGGACGACUCGUCCACCAAGCUUAGCAAGGAGUACUGCCGGCGGGCUAUAGAUGCCCUGUUGGGGAUGGCGAAUGAUCUGAGUCGGGAUAUCGCUGAGUCUAAGGGGAGGCUUAGGAAGAAGAUUGCGUCGGCGAAGGCGGUCCUCAAGAAAGACGCGCUUGCUCAGCAUGAGAAGAAGCUCAAGAAGGCAAUGGGGUUGCUGAAGUUGUCUAUGGAAUGCUAUUCCUUGGCCAUGACCCGCGUCUCCCACGAGAUGGUGAGAAGCAGUCUAACUCAGGUGUCGACUGAAUUAGAAGUUAUCGUGCAAGUCCCCCAGCCCGAUCCGGGAAGAAGAGUGGCCAGUGUGGGACGGGUGGACAUUGAUGAGGAUGAGGCUGAGGAUAAGGACGAGGAUGAAAAUAAGUCGCAUAAACGUUUGCCAGUCACAACUGUCCGUGGGAGGCUGAAGACCACUUAUGGGAAACCAUUUCGUCGAAAGGCCUUUAAACCUAAUUUCUUCGGCUUCCUUUACGAAUCUUCCCCGGACGGGAAGAGUUAUCGCGUUCGCUUGCAGCCCCCCAUGUGGUUGACAAAGAGGAUCUGGGAAUUCGAAUCACGAAGAGCCUACAGCGGUUGGCAGCAGAUCAACCUCCGCAUCUACAACAAACGGGAGAAGGACUCCGAGAUCUUUGCUUUGGCCGACUUUGGCCAGCUCGAUCGGAUGCUGGAAAUGUUUGAUAACGAGGAAGCAUCGCCGUUCGACUGUGAUCCUGAAGGCCGGUCAUUGCUUCAUUAUGCUGUUUUCCAGAACCAUUCCGAGAUGUGCCAGACUCUGAUCGAGCUUGGGCUUGACUCCUGCAUUGACGAGCCGGGGUUUCUUGAGACUCCUAGAAUGUCAACUGUCCGGUGGGACUUUUCGUAUGCCGGUAUAUUGAGGGGUCCUUCCUCAGACAUAGCGUAUUUAGAGGCAAGAAUCGCAAUCAUGGACCUCUUCUGGAAGUUCGACUUCGACGAUGAUGCGGCGGGCGUCGGCCAGGUUGAUACCGAGGUCCGUACGUGGGAAGCUGAUUUCCUAUCACAGCAACGGUGCCAGGAUGUUACAUCCUACCACUCCUUGCCCCUGAAGCACCGACUAUUGGCUGUUCGGAACAAUGUCUACAGGGAGCAGUGGCGUGAUUACCGGCCGGACUCACUGAGGUACCUUAUCAACGCGGAUUGCCGCCUUCUUCGGAGGGACAUCACGGAAUCUGUUCGCGAGGGCGUCUCGCUGAUUCACUCAUGCGCCCUGGCCCUCGGAAAUAAGCGUGCAGUUGCGGGUUCUCUAUCUGAGGGUUGGAAUAAGCUCACGCGGGAGAUUAUCUUGGCGUCCACCGUCGACGACCUCCAUACCGUCGAGGAAUGCACGAUAUACCAGGAUAGCUGGACAGGGACGCCGUUGAUCUCUCUACUUCACGGGUUGGCGAUUCGGGGCAGCACGAAAAACAAGUGGAGGGCCACCUACAGCUCAGCGGUGAGGAAUUGGGUGGGACAAAUGAAGAAGUGUGGCAUCGACCUCGUGCAGUAUGGCCGCCAAGAGAAGGCCUAUCUCUCGGGACACUUGAUCCAGGUCGAUUUCAAUUUCGAUGGGAAGUAUAGGGAGCCAUGGGAACUGCUGGAUCUCAAAUUUGGGGCCGAGCCAGAGGAUUGGGUCAUCAUCUGGAGUCUGAACACAUGGCAAAUAGCGGGAGAGUUCUUGGAGAUGGUCGAAACACCGCAGGAAACACCGCAGACCUGGACGCCUCGUCCUUCGAAGGCCAUUUUAACGGCCUCAAGGGCUGAAUCAGUGAGAUAUAGCAUGCCAGGAGAAUGGGUGUCUUGA